GUAACUGCAUAUUUUGGUGGUCACACUCAUGUUCUAGAGUAUCAGAGUCCGAAGCAAUCAUCACCUAUCGCAAUAUUUACCUCUGGAGCAGGAAGUCGAUCAAGUGGUGGUUGUGGCGGUAAAGAUUGGGGAAUGCCUGAAGGAACCCUAGGGUUUUUACAUGCUAAAAUUGAGAGUAAUAGUGAUGAAAUGUCGUUUGAAUUUGUGGAUGCAACUACUUAUAACGCUAAAGUUGUUUAUCAAGGAAAA
Messenger RNA from Racocetra persica, 249 nucleotides. Lineage: Eukaryota; Fungi; Glomeromycota; Glomeromycetes; Diversisporales; Gigasporaceae. The record is from the annotation of a GenBank genome assembly.